AUGUACCAGUACGUCCUCGUUGAGAGACCCUCGAGUGAGCUUGACUUCAGCUCCAUUAUGAUUGGGCACGUGUACUACUUCCAUCUCCUGAUCUACAAGCACACGCGAUAUCACUACGACAUGUCGCUGACUCAAUAUAAUACACCCAACGAAAGCGAGCAAAAACCCAGGAUCCACAAUCUGCAGCUCCUCCAAUCCCGCCCACAAGCUCUUCCCAAUCCGUUCACCGAGACGGCCCAGCUCCAACGAACCAACGGCCUCUUCCUCUUGAUAAUUCUCCGCCUCGACCCUUGGUUUUUCAUUUUGCUUUCCCUUUCUCAUGCAACAAGCAUUCUCAUGUGCGCUUCUCGGGGUGCUCUUGUUGUCUACAGCAUGACCUGA
Molecule: messenger RNA, 381 nt
Organism: Trichoderma citrinoviride
Lineage: Eukaryota; Fungi; Ascomycota; Sordariomycetes; Hypocreales; Hypocreaceae
Exons: 5
Coding region: 1-381 (126 amino acids)
Source: RefSeq, a predicted model, not a curated record